Molecule: messenger RNA, 1905 nt
Organism: Etheostoma spectabile (orangethroat darter)
Lineage: Eukaryota; Metazoa; Chordata; Actinopteri; Perciformes; Percidae
Gene: gnat1
Product: guanine nucleotide binding protein (G protein), alpha transducing activity polypeptide 1
Exons: 9
Coding region: 207-1259 (350 amino acids)
Biological process (GO): detection of light stimulus involved in visual perception; phototransduction, visible light; adenylate cyclase-modulating G protein-coupled receptor signaling pathway
Cellular component (GO): cytoplasm; heterotrimeric G-protein complex
Molecular function (GO): GTP binding; G-protein beta/gamma-subunit complex binding; G protein-coupled receptor binding
Source: RefSeq, a predicted model, not a curated record
CCUCUGUCAGAUGGGCAGAGGAUGCGAAAUCCUCUCCUAAGACAGGAAAAUUCUCAAACCUUCUCCAGUUGUUUCCGCAGGCAGGUGACGCAUCAGCUGCAUAGUUAACGGCACUGGUUAGAAAGUAGGCAAUCAGCUAGGACCAUCUCCCAUUUUUUUCUGAAACUUGGCUUUUGAGCAGAGGGGCCCAAACCGGGAGAAGUAGAAUGGGGGCUGGAGCGAGCGCUGAGGAGAAACACUCCAGAGGGCUGGAGAAGAAGCUGAAGGAGGAUGCCGAAAGGGAUGCAAGAACUGUCAAGCUGCUGCUGCUAGGCGCUGGAGAAUCUGGCAAAAGCACUAUCGUCAAACAGAUGAAAAUUAUUCACCAAGAUGGCUACUCACUUGAAGAAUCCAUGGAGUUCAUUGUCAUCAUCUACAGCAACACCCUGCAGUCCAUCAUGGCCAUUGUGAAGGCCAUGACCACAUUAAAUAUGAACUAUGGCCACGCUGAUCAGCAGGAUGAUGCCAGGAAACUCAUGCAUCUUGCAGACACCAUUGAGGAAGGAACCAUGCCUAAAGAGAUGUCAGACAUCAUUUUGCGCCUAUGGAAAGACUCUGGCAUUCAGGCGUGCUUUGAAAGGGCUUCAGAGUACCAACUCAAUGAUUCAGCUGGAUACUACCUGAAUGACUUGGAGCGGCUGAUCCAACCAGGCUAUGUGCCCACUGAGCAGGAUGUGCUGCGAUCAAGAGUGAAGACGACUGGCAUCAUCGAGACUACAUUUGGUUUGAAAGAUCUCAAUUUCAGAAUGUUUGAUGUGGGUGGCCAGAGGUCAGAGAGGAAGAAGUGGAUUCAUUGUUUUGAAGGUGUGACCUGUAUCAUCUUCAUUGCUGCUUUGAGCGCCUACGACAUGGUGCUGGUGGAGGAUGAUGAAGUGAAUCGAAUGCACGAAAGUCUGCACUUGUUCAACAGUAUCUGCAACCACCGCUACUUUGCCACCACCUCCAUUGUACUCUUCCUCAACAAGAAAGAUGUGUUCACUGAGAAGAUCAAGAAAGCUCAUCUCAGCAUGUGCUUCCCUGAAUAUGAUGGUCCCAAUACUUAUGAGGAUGCUGGUAACUACAUCAAAUUGCAGUUCUUAGACCUGAACCUGCGCCGAGACGUCAAAGAAAUCUACUCUCACAUGACCUGCGCCACAGACACAGAGAACGUGAAGUUUGUGUUUGACGCUGUAACCGACAUCAUAAUCAAAGAAAACCUGAAAGAUUGUGGUCUCUUUUAAAAAUCAUGCUGAGAAACCCAAUGAAGGGUGAUGUUGUAGCCCUGUCACAUUCCACAAAUCCUCUCUCAAUUCAAACUGAGGACUGAGGAUGAAAACUGAACCCCUCACUAUCCUCAAAAUUGGCGAAUGCAAAAAAAUAAAAAAUGUAUUUGUUGUCUUCAAAUGAAGUUGUAGCUUUGACAAGACUUCGGGCCAAGUCCAGAAGACAGCUCUUCAGUCAGAAAAUACUGUGCAGAUUUCAGAUGAGUUGAAUUUUAGUCUAGGUACCUUUUCUCUUGAAAUCAUCUCUUGGAGAGCUAUGCACCAGUAACUCUUUAUCAGUGCAUGUAACUUUUUGAAAUAGUUAAAAUGACCAGUUUAGUUAAGUCCACAAUUAAACAAUUUUCUAUUCGAAAGUUCAUGAAGGGUGGUGAUACCAUGUGGAUCUGUAACACUGUUAAGUGAUAGAUGUAAUAUACUUCAAUAAAAAUAAAUUUAAAAAAAUACUUGUGUUUGUUUAACAAUGUGUAAAGUUUAACUAUCUACAGGCCUGUGAGCCAACUAUCCUGUACAGAAACCAAUAAUUGUAAACCUUGACUAAACCUAUUAAAGCUUAUAGAAAACAGAGUACUUUCCCACUUUCACAAAUAAAAAAAUAACACAGCAA